CGGAAUCCUCCGAAAUGUCAGCCGAAGAAUGUCGCGCAGCUUCCAUCGAAAACCGGAACUGACGUUGAAGCUGAAGCUGUCACCAAAAAAUCACAUCACAAUCAAAGUCAAUUUACUUGCCAUUGAGUCCCCCCGCCGACAUACUCUUCGACUCUAAGUCAAGAUGGUGUUUCAGACUCCUAUUCCACGGGAAUAUCCCUCCUACAAGAGCCCCUACGGACCUAAGUACCACUACCAACCGAAUAUUGCAGGAUGGACGUUUAAGCAGAUCGGCCGCCUCGGAUUGCAGGCCGGCGCUUUCGGCGGCGUAGCCCUUUUCGCCGUCAUCUACUACGCAUCCGGCAUCCCCAGAGUACAGAAGGAUAUCCUACAAAAAAUCCCCUUCAUCGGUAGCUACUACAUCAAGGAGAUCCCCCCGUCAGACAAUCCCUUCUAAACUUGGGUCGUGCUGGUAGUUUUUACUAGACAGAUAAGGGGGCGCGAUGCUAGAAUAGAGCUCAUACUGCGAACUUCUGUACAAAAUGCAAAAUGACAUCCAAAUAGAUCUCUCAUUGAGUCUUUAGACACCCCAUCCUUACCUUUUUGUAUUUGACGUAGUUCUAUUUUACACGGUGCUCACUGUUGGCCAACCUCAUCUAAUUGUCUGUCUAAUACGGAUGACCCUUUCAAAAGUUAUGUCCAUAGGAAGGCCCUAUCUUUUCAAACAAGGAUAUCUCUUACAAAGGCAGUCAUA
Messenger RNA from Daldinia loculata, 733 nucleotides. RefSeq names its product ubiquinol-cytochrome-c reductase complex subunit-domain-containing protein. The record is from RefSeq and is a predicted model, not a curated record. Gene Ontology annotation, biological process: mitochondrial electron transport, ubiquinol to cytochrome c. Lineage: Eukaryota; Fungi; Ascomycota; Sordariomycetes; Xylariales; Hypoxylaceae. The transcript is spliced from 5 exons. Bases 164 to 436 code for a protein of 90 amino acids.